Molecule: messenger RNA, 1520 nt
Organism: Balaenoptera acutorostrata (minke whale)
Lineage: Eukaryota; Metazoa; Chordata; Mammalia; Artiodactyla; Balaenopteridae
Gene: PTPN7
Product: protein tyrosine phosphatase non-receptor type 7
Biological process (GO): protein dephosphorylation
Molecular function (GO): protein tyrosine phosphatase activity
Source: RefSeq, a predicted model, not a curated record
GAAGCCUUCUCAGCCCUCAAAGACAGACCAACAGACAGACAGACAGCUGGCAAGAGGCGCUGGGGGACACAGCUGCUUCAGCUGCCGCCUCCCGGGUGCCCCUGCAGAGAUCCCGGCCUUCCCAGGGUGACAACACCGCCACUUCCUGGGGAACGGAAGACACCCCAGUGAAAGCAGAGGUGCCAGAGGGCAGAAAGCCGGCCUGGGCCAGGCAGCCCAGAGGUCAAAGCUCAUGGCCGAGUGAGCCUCCCCUGGGCCCAGCCCCCCAGCAUGGUCCAGGCCUGCGGGGGGCGCUCCAGAGCACAGCCGCCAGCCACCGUCCCCCUGAGGGCAGCCAUGACCCAGCUUCCACCUGACCAGGCGCCAGCCAAGAAGCACGUGCGCCUGCAGGAGAGGCGCGGCUCCAAUGUGGCUCUGAUGCUGGACGUGCGGUCCCUGGGGGCCGUGGAGCCCAUCUGCUCGGUGCGCACGCCCCAGGAGGUCACCCUGCACUUUCUGCGCACAGCCGGGCACCCCCUCACGCGCCGGGCCCUGCAGCACCAGCCACCCAGCCCCAAGCAGCUGGAAGAGGAAUUCUUGAAGAUCCCCUCAAACUUUGUCAGCCCUGAAGACCUGGAUAUUCCUGGCCAUGCCUCCAAGGACCGAUACAAGACCAUCUUGCCAAACCCCCAGAGCCGCGUCUGUCUGGGCCGGGCGCAGAGCCAGGAGGACGGAGAUUACAUCAACGCCAACUACAUCCGGGGAUACGGUGGGAAGGACAAGGCCUACAUCGCCACCCAGGGUCCUAUGCCCAACACCGUGUCAGACUUCUGGGAGAUGGUGUGGCAGGAGGAGACGUCCCUCAUCGUCAUGCUGACUCAGCUCCGAGAGGGCAAGGAGAAGUGUGUCCACUACUGGCCCACGGAGGAGGAGACCUACGGGCCCUUCCGCAUCCAUGUCCAGGACAUGAGAGAGAGCCCGGAAUACACCGUGAGGCAGCUCACCAUCCAGCACCAGGAAGAGCGCCGGUCAGUGAAGCACAUCCUCUUCUCGGCCUGGCCUGACCACCAGACCCCAGAAUCGGCUGGGCCCCUGCUGCGGCUGGUGGCCGAGGUGGAGGACAGCCCAGAGACAGCUGCCAGCGCUGGGCCCGUCGUGGUCCACUGCAGCGCAGGGAUCGGCCGGACCGGCUGCUUCAUCGCCACCCGCAUCGGCUGCCAACAGCUGAAGGCCCUCGGGGAAGUGGACAUUCUGGGCAUCGUGUGCCAGUUGCGGCUGGACAGGGGGGGCAUGAUCCAGACCGCGGAGCAGUACCAGUUCCUGCACCACACCUUGGCCUUGUACGCCGCCCAGCUGCCAGAGGAGCCCAACCCCUGACCCUGGCACCCUCCCCCGCCCAGGGCCGCUUCCCUGGGCCUGGGAAGAGGCCCCCAGUGGACACCAGGGGCAACCCCCCAUGUCCCUCCAAGCUUACAGCUGGCAGCUGACCUUUACAACAGAGCUGGGAAGGAGGCCCGGGCAUCCUGGUCCCUGAAACGCCG